AUGAAUCCGAUAUAUUUUAAAAAUUUUUUAUUAUUAAAACAUAAAGUAAAAAACAAGACAAGGAAAACAGAAAAAAUUCGUAAAAAUAAAAACUAUAUAACACGAUCGGAGAAAAAUAGCUUAGGGAUUGGGAAAAUCCAUCGGAAUUCAUUUCGAUAUACAGAUUUAAUUCCAUUAAAUGAUUUAUGGAAAAAAUAUUUUCGAGAUUUUUUAGAAUUGGAUAGAUAUGAAAAGAAUAAAAUACCAACGCCAUUAGAUAAAAACUGGGAUUAUUUUAGUACAUUAUUAAUAAAGGCUGAUUAUCAUGGAGCUAUAUUUACUGUGAUACGUUCGACAUGUCCUAGUUUAGUAGGACAUACGGGAAUUUGUGUUAUGGAAACACAAAAUACUCUGUAUAUUGUCGAUCAAAAAAAUAUUACACGUAAUAUUCCAAAACAACCAACAGUUUUUCAAGUACAAAUUGAUGAAAUUAAAUUAAUAAUAUUUGGAAAAUAUAUGAAAAUAAGGCCAGCAGAACGUUCUACCAAGAAAAUUAAAAAUUAUAUUAAACCUGAUUUAUAAAUUAAUCAAGACCUAGUUUUAGCAUCUAGUUCUAAACUUUAUACCAGUUCUAGCUAGUUCUGAUAUAAAGUUUAGCAACGUCACAAAAAGUUUAUUUCAAGACAACCGAAUUUUUAUAUUUCUUUCCUUAUUGAAAUUACGUAGGGGUGAAAUAAGUCUGGCACCUGAGAGUGGUUGAAAAUUGCAGAUUUUAAAAUCAUUCUAAGCCCUCUUAGCAAUGUAAAUUUUAAUUGCCAAACAAUUAAAAAAUACCGCGCUUCUAAUAGCACGCCAGAUUAAUUAAUAAAAAAGAGUUUUCAAAUCAUUUUAGUAUGGCUGCAAUUUUAAUGUAAUUUAUUUUUAUAAUUCAAGAAUGUAUUUUUAGUUUGUCGCAACCGCUCUUAAAUGCAAGACAUACCACGUCUCUCGAAAUUUAACCCCCUUAAAAUAAACUCAAAAACGUUGCCAGAUCUCGUACCAUUCGAAUGUAACUUAUU
This is a messenger RNA of Chrysoperla carnea, 1037 nucleotides long. RefSeq names its product ribonuclease P protein subunit p29 (gene Pop4). Gene Ontology annotation, cellular component: ribonuclease P complex; ribonuclease MRP complex. Gene Ontology annotation, biological process: rRNA processing; tRNA 5'-leader removal. NCBI's taxonomy places the organism in Eukaryota, Metazoa, Arthropoda, Insecta, Neuroptera, Chrysopidae. The transcript has 3 exons. Gene Ontology annotation, molecular function: ribonuclease P RNA binding. The coding region runs from base 1 to 561 and encodes 186 amino acids. The record is from RefSeq and is a predicted model, not a curated record.